Messenger RNA from Thermothielavioides terrestris NRRL 8126, 1693 nucleotides. RefSeq lists its product as uncharacterized. The transcript has a single exon. Lineage: Eukaryota; Fungi; Ascomycota; Sordariomycetes; Sordariales; Chaetomiaceae. Bases 108 to 1652 code for a protein of 514 amino acids. Gene Ontology annotation, biological process: DNA-templated transcription initiation. Gene Ontology annotation, cellular component: RNA polymerase I complex. The record is from RefSeq and is a predicted model, not a curated record.
GUGAGAGCGAACCAUAAUUUUUUUGCAGCCGGACAUUGGAUUUCCGAUCGCUGCUCGAAGAGAGGAAGCCGCGAUUCUUCCCAACCAAGGCGCUGUCGAUGCCCACCAUGUCGGCUCCUGCUGGCGGAAGCUCGCAGGAUGCGGUAGUUUCCAGCAGUCAGAAAUCCGACAAGAAACAUAAGCGCACAAAGUCCGACCACAAGAAGAAGCGCUCGAGGGAAGAUGACGAUGUCGCUCUUGUCGAGGAGACUCCCCGGAAGUCGAAGAAGACGAAGAGUGAGGACCCAAACGAUGCCGACCGAGGAGAACGGCGAGAAGGUGCCGUGUCCAUCGUCGACUCGCCGUCCAGCAAGAAGAAGAGGCACAGGGAACGAGAUGUCAACGGAGAGGCCCAUGACGGAGUAGUUGAGCCACCUUCGACCGCGGAAGAGGCCAGGAAGGAACACAAAAAGUCGAGCAAACGGUCGAAAGAUUCGGAGCAACCCAUACCGGAACCAAUGGUUGUUGACUCGUCCGGAGCGGCUCCGGCGGAAGAGGACCGCAAGCAGGAGAAGAAGCGCAAGGAGAAGAAACUGAAGAAGCAAAAAGUGGAGGAUGAAGCCGGGAUCCAUGACGAAUCGGCGCAACCCGAAGGCCUUGCACAGGAGAAGAAGAAGAAGCGGAAGAGCAAAGAGAGAGCCAAGGAGGCCUCAGACGUGGAUGCAACAAUACAGUCCCAGGACAUGCCGGCGGCGGCGGAGUCCUUUGCAGAACUGCCCGCCGACCCCGACUUCCCAUUCUUCACCCAGACUAUCUCGCUUUACGUUCCGUUCUUCCCGGUUGGGUUUGACAAACCGUUGACCAACGUCGCCGCACAACAUCUGGAUCCCCUGGUUAACCACUACUCCCCGGUGCUGCGCGGCGUCCUCCUCAGCUACUCGAACCUCAACCUUUCCGACCGGCCGGCGAAGGCGAGCAUCACCCACCCGCCUACCGACCAGACUCCAGCCCUGCUGCACUCGAUCGACGAAUAUGCCGUUGGCUUUGGCUGGCUCACGUUCGACGCGAACCUGUUCAUCCCUUCCCGAGGCAAGUGGAUGGAAGGAGUCGUGCAGCUGCAGAGCGAGGGUCACAUCGGGGUGGUGUGCUGGAAUCGGUUCAACGCCAGCAUCGAGGCGAAGCGUCUGCCCGCGGGUUGGAGCUGGGUUGACUUGACUACAGGCGGCGCGAAGCAGAGCGCUUCGCCCGUGGCCAACGAGGACGGGUCCGGCCAAGAUGAUCAGGAAGAGGACAUGCUGGACGGCGAGGAGCUUCAGGUCGUGGAGCAGAUCCACACAACCGGCUACUGGGUCAACGAGCGCGGGCGGAAGGUGAGCGGCAAGCUGCGCUUCCGCAUAAAGAAUUUCGACGUUGGGCUGGCUGGAGACUACGGCUAUCUCAGCAUCGAAGGGACGUGCCUGGACGACGACGCCGAGCGAGCUCUUGCCGCCCAGGAACGCGAGAUGGAGCGGGCUCGGCGGGCGAAGCAGAGCCCGGGCGGCCUCCUCCGGCCUCUCUCGAGGCGCGUGCCCGAGUUCAGCAUGACGAGAUUCGGGAAGGAGGACCAAGAAGAGGAUGGCGGGCAACGAACGGUGCUGUACAAGGGCAGUCGCCCUGGCACGCCCGAUGACUAGGUGUGGUCUGGCUUGACGCGCCAAUUCUCUUCGCCACCCUC